Fusarium coffeatum is the source of this 3492-nucleotide messenger RNA. RefSeq lists its product as uncharacterized. Gene Ontology annotation, molecular function: structural constituent of nuclear pore. Gene Ontology annotation, cellular component: nuclear pore. The coding region runs from base 1 to 3492 and encodes 1163 amino acids. The record is from RefSeq and is a predicted model, not a curated record. NCBI's taxonomy places the organism in Eukaryota, Fungi, Ascomycota, Sordariomycetes, Hypocreales, Nectriaceae. The transcript is spliced from 3 exons.
AUGGACUCAGGCGAUACGCAGUAUGUCUUUAAAGAGACAAGAGUAAACCUCGACCCUCCGACGGCUGCUUCUGUCGUUACGAUCCGAGUACCGUCGAAUUCGAUCCACGGCCGAAACCAUCGCAAAGCGGCAGGAGAAGGCAGUUCGGAGGACGAGACAACAUUUCGAGUGAAAAACUUGGCGACUUCUUCAUCUAUCUAUCAUCGAAUCUGGCACGAUACACCCCGUAGCUUCCUCUGGCGAGUUCUUGAGGAUGGUACACUACUCAGCAUUCGGGCUGUCGACGUCUGCAAGAAAACACAAGCCGCCGACUUUCCUCUUCACUUGAACUUCCACUUUUCGGUGCCAAUCCAGCCAGGAUGUGUGGCUUUCUCGGAUCACGAAGAGCACGACUCGCUAUGUGUUUUUGUUCUCGAUCAGGCAUACCAAUUGUACAGCUUCACUCUUCGACCGGAUUUCUUCAGAAAGAGAUCGGCUGUCGAUGCCGGCCUCGCUGAUUUGGGCAAGGUCCAGGCGCCAGCAGGAUUGGGCUUCAAGCAUCCACACCGUAUGAUUGCUGUGAAUGCGGAAAGCCUGCUGGUGACAGUUAAUGAUGGAGGAAUGAUCAGAUUGGAUAAAAACAAGGCGAAUGACGUAACAUCCUCAAACGUUUGGAGAGAAUCGUUCUUCAAUGUGCAGGGAUGGGCACAGAACCUUCGAAGUCUUCUUCCCUUCCAAGGGAAGCACACGAUUAAGCACGGCAAGAUCAACAUGGAAUAUAGCUCAGCCACCUCGAUCCAGGUCACCAGUUUCGGUUUAGAGGACAGCCUAUUUGCGAUCACCGUCUGCCUCGAUCACCGAAUGCGAAUUUGGAACAUCGACGAUGGUCAGAUUCUCUACACAAGCGAUAUCCUGAACGCCGAGAGGAAUCCUCAAGAGAUUGGCAAGUGGGCUAUUGAUCCAACACAGACAAAUUUGGUCCAGAUCGUGGGUAGGAACCGCGGUAGUAGAAUUUGCGCGACGUACUCACCUAUCGGCGCUGGAGAGUUCAAGUUUUGGAAGAUCACAGCAAAGAAUGCGAACAGUAUUGUUGUUGAAGACAUCUUCCCGAAGAACUCGUUGGUUCCAGCCACACCAUCUUCUUCUGACGUAUGGACUCUCGCCGACUUCGUCCUAUCGUGUCCUGCCGAGAGCGCUAUUCAAAUCUGGACCCUUUGGAAGAACAACAUGACAUACAGGGUGCAACGGCUCGAAGUGGAUCGUAAGAACAUCUUACAGAGCUGGAGCGAGAAUUGGGAUGGCGUUUACGCAGACAACUUGAUCCAGGCUGCUGAUGGGUCUGGUCCUUCCGAUCCAACUGAUGUCACCGAGAAGUGGCUUCAACUCAUUUUGAAGCCCGGUCAAUUUACUAAAUCGACCCUCGAGGCAGCACUGUCGAUCUAUGAGCGAGGCUUUGGAAAAUCAAAGGAGACUGGUAAGGGCAGGGGGCUGGCUGAGGCGAUUUGCUCCAUAUUGGGAUCAACUGCAACACUGGAUCGGGGCUCUUCGGGCAUGAUGGAGUAUGAAACCUUCCGCGCGGCGAGUGAGGCCCAGUGGUUGAGGUUCUACCGUCUACUGCUUGAAUUGGAUAAGCAACGAGGAGAAGCACUCGGAUUGACCCUCGAUCCUAACACAGGUCUGACCUGGGUUGUCUGCGCCGAUUUCCUAUCGGCCAUCAGGGAAUGCAGCAGCCUAGAGCGUCUGUACCAUAACCUACCCUCACCUGAGGAAGAUCAGCUGGCUCAAGCGGCCUUGAUCGGAUCGGGUCUUAACUUUGUGGACGGUUUCCCUGAAUACUUGAUCCAAUCUUGCCAGGCUACGCUGCGACCCGAGCUAUUUGAGGACUCGUCCAAGACAGAUCUCGAACGUAUUCAGUACUUCUCCGACAAGUCUGGGUUCUGGCGAGGGAUCACAGAUGAUGACUGCAAUCAAGUUGUUGACGUUCUUGGUCACAACUUCAGCACGGUGACAGAUGACCUGUACACAGAUGUGAUGAAUCUCAUUUCUGCUCCUGAAGAGGCCAAGACACGUAACCUGCGUCACCCUCUCACUGACUUUGGAAAGAAGUUGGUCGUAAAGGCGGUUCAAGACAGUAUUGAGUUACAGUGGAGGAUUUACUUCAGCCAGUUGAUCCUUCUUGUUCACAUGGAAUUCGAAUUCGACAACGACGCGGACAUCCUUCACAAUCGAGUCGACGUUGGCAACGUUUUUAGACAGCUUAUCGCGGCUCUGCGACGCUUGGAGCUGUUGAAAUGGCUCGCCUCGACCGAGCUCGCAGUGCCCAACAACCGAGACAAGAGCGAAAACGGCGCUGUUUUAAGGAGGACCACCGAGGAAUCUCAAUACGUGACCGCACUGGAGGCGAAUGUCGGUCACCUACUUGGUUUCGCCAGCAAGGGUGAACCUCUUGCUACUGGUAUCACUGACCUGGUCACCAACCUGUGUGCCCCCGACAGCGAUAUUGAGGUUUCCCCAGCACUGAUUCAGUGCUUCCUCAUAAAGCGAGAGAGGUCUGAUUUGGCUCUGGACAUCGCGCCUUUCUGUGAUCAGAACCCCUUCUCAACAUACGUUCAAGGUCGUCUGCAGCUGGCCUUGAAGGACUUUAAUACUGCAGCUAUUUAUUUCAGAAAGGCAGCCAUUGGCAUGAGCACGGAAAACAUUGAAAGUGAUCGUCACAGCAGUGGCCUACUGGAUGAUACUGAGUGGAACCUCCUCAACCACGGCCCUGCAAAGUACUACUCACAUAUUGUCGCCUUGUUUGAGAAGCAAAAGGCUUACUCUUACGUGAUUGAAUUUGCCCGACUAGCUAUGCAAUUCCUUGGAAACAAGCAAGAUGCUAUGUUUACUAAGACAGACAUGCAAAGCCGUUUGUUCAAUGCUGCAGUCGCGACGUCACAGUUCGAGCUUGCUCACACAACGUUGGUGUCAAUCAAGGACCAGGCAAUGAAGAUUUCAAACCUGCGCAAACUGGUGGACAGGAUGUGUGCGACUUAUCACAAUAUCGAGCUCGUCUCUUUGCCAUUUCCUGGUCUGCAGCAGGAGGUUGAUGAUAUCUUGACGCAAAAAUCAAAGGCUACACUGGAUGUUAUAGAAGGAUUCCCCUACCACCAGGUGCUGUACUCAUGGCGAAUUAAGCACAACAACUACCGCGGUGCUGCAUCAGUCGUUCUGGACCGAAUUCACAAGCUACGAAGUUCUGGAGAAGGCGACGAGGCCACAGGAGAGGACAUCUUGGACACGCCCGUGACCAGGCAAUACCUCCUGCUCAUCAACGCUCUCAGCUGUGUCGAUUCCAAACAGGCUUGGAUCUAUGAUGAAGCCCCAGCUGGCUAUGGACAGAAAGAUGCAGUGAAGCGCAAGGUGGUUUCAUUGGCGGAUAUCAGGAAGCAGUAUCAAGAUGAGCUGGACCGAAUCGCAGCAAUUCACAACAACCAGUUUGGCUUCGAGGCGGACGACGUUAUGGAAAUUUCAUGA